GCUAUCUGCGGCCGCAGCGCCGGUCCACGCGGCCUCGGGGUUAUUUCUGGCCGGGCUGCAGCACUGUGGUCUGGGCAGCGGACGCGCUGGGGCCUGGCAGGGGCGGGCGGCCUUAUCGCCCGGCUCUCCCGCUAACGCCUCGCGCUCCAGAGCCAGCCGUGCUGCCGUCCUCUCGCCAUGGGCUCCGGGCCGCGCGGGGCGCUGAGCUUACUGCUCCUGCUGCUGGCGCCGCCGGGCGGCCUGGCCGCGAGCUGCCCCGCGCCCUGUAGCUGCGCAGGGACGAUCGUGGACUGCGGGUGGCGCGGGCUGACGUGGGCCUCGCUGCCGGCCGCCUUCCCUCGGGGGACCACCGAACUGGUGCUGACGGGCAACAACCUGACGGCGCUACCGCCGGGGCUGCUGGACGCGCUGCCCGCGCUGCGCGCCGCGUACCUGAGCGCCAACCCCUGGCGCUGCGACUGCCACCUGGUGCCGCUGCACGCCUGGCUGGCCGGCCGCCGCGAGCGCGCGCCCUACCGCGACCUGCGCUGCGCCGAGCCCCCUGCGCUGCGCGGCCGCCUGCUGCCCUACCUGGCCGAGGACGAGCUGCGCGCCGCCUGCGCCCCGGGCCCGCUCUGCUGGGGGGCGCUGGCGGCGCAGUUCGCGCUGCUCGGGCUUGGGCUGCUGCACGCGCUACUGCUGGCGCUGCUGCUGUGCCGCCUGCGGAGGCUGCGCGCCCGCGCCCGCGCCGCGUACCGGCUGUCGCUGACCGCGCCGCUGGUGCCCGAGACCGCGGAAGCCGGCGCGUCCUGAGAGGAGCCAACUGGCGCUGAGCAACUCGGGCCUGCAGACUCGACGGGACCCUGCCGGAGAAGCCCCCGCCCCAACCUGGACCCGCCUCGGCCUCUGCCGCCGCCCACUCGCCUAGACCCGCGCGGGCCUGCAGGACCGGAUCCACGCGGACGGGACUGCCGCCCGGCCUGCCUCCUCGCAGGACAGGGCCCCGCGCCCCGCGCGCUUAGCAGGUGCAGUGGGGCGAAGGGCAGCUCCCUGGCGCCGAACCCCCUCCCAAACUCCGGUGCUGAAUAAACCGUUCUCCUACUGA
This is a messenger RNA of Lemur catta (Ring-tailed lemur), 1084 nucleotides long. RefSeq names its product glycoprotein Ib platelet subunit beta (gene GP1BB). NCBI's taxonomy places the organism in Eukaryota, Metazoa, Chordata, Mammalia, Primates, Lemuridae. The record is from RefSeq and is a predicted model, not a curated record. The transcript is spliced from 2 exons. Bases 178 to 792 code for a protein of 204 amino acids.